AUGGUACUGGGCUUGGUAAAUCUGUACGGAUGCACGUCUGUGUUGGUCGUGUCAAAAUCUGCAAUAUGGUGGUCCCAUUUUUGGGAGCUUCCUGGCUUUCUAGCCUUGUACGAUGAGGAAUCCCCGAGCGAUGGAUGGUACAACACCUGGGAUGAACCAUUAGAGGAUGAGGAAGAAGGCAACCCGAGUAUCUUUCGAACCUACGUGCUCGACGUUUUGGAGUCAACGAAGAGCUGCUCUAUGGAUGAGGAGCCCAAGAGCUUUUUGAGUCUGGCAUGCCACGUCGACAAGGCCUUCGCGGAAGGCGAAGAGCCACGAGUCAUCGUUAUCACCCCUAGGUCUUUACACGGUUCUGAGCUAGCGUACCCGAAUCAUAUCAACGCCAUCCGAAGCGUCUUGAGAGACAACGUUUUCAAAGACGUCAGUGAAUAUGAUGACAACCAUGUGGUAGUUGUGGCAUACGACCGCAGACUGGGUGAGGAUCCAAACGCGAACCCACCCCAUGAAGGAGGCGAUCCAGAAAAGUAUUCGUGGCUGGAUGGCAAAUUCAUGCUACAGUUCGAUCCACAGCAUGAGCCAGACAGGGCUGCAUUGGAGUUAUGGGCCGAACAGAACCGUGAGCAUCACAACUACAAGCCCACCGACAACUACGCCGAGCAACGUUUAUACAACCGACGCGUCUUCUUUCGCAACGAUCGUGACUCCACUAGCUUCAAGUGUACCGAGACCCGGUAUUAG
Messenger RNA from Alternaria viburni, 738 nucleotides. RefSeq lists its product as uncharacterized. NCBI's taxonomy places the organism in Eukaryota, Fungi, Ascomycota, Dothideomycetes, Pleosporales, Pleosporaceae. Bases 1 to 738 code for a protein of 245 amino acids. The transcript is spliced from 2 exons. The record is from RefSeq and is a predicted model, not a curated record.